GGCCCUAUAAAUACCCGCUCAUUUCGCGAUAUUAUCCUAGCAAGCGCACGUAUCUUUCGCUGUUUGGUCCGUACAAGAAACAGAUAUUUCCUCCUUCGUUCAAAGGACUGCAGAGGUUGUGGUUUGAAAAGGAUGGCUCUGGUUUCAGGAGGAAGGUCAACGUUGAACCCAGAUGCGCCUCUUUUUGUUCCUGCUGCUUAUCGGCAAGUUGAGGAUUUCUCUCCUGAGUGGUGGCAAUUGGUGAAAACGACAACAUGGUUCCGGGAUUACUGGCUAAGUCAGCAUCAAGAUGAGAACGGUUUCUAUGACAACGCUGAGGAUGAGUUUGGGCUUGAUGGGAAUAAUGUAGCUGAUCUGUUGCCGGAUACAUUUGAUCUUGAUGCUGGCGAUUAUUUUUCUAGUCUGGAAUCUCAAUUUGCAGGUUUCGCUGCGGACGGCUCUUCUCCUUUACCUUCCAAUGGAAUGCUUGCAAAUGGGUUUGUGUUGGAAGCAGAGGCACCGAAGAAGGAAACAGGUCUGAAAUCCAGUGCUUGAUGACUUCAAGUUGGAGCUACCCCCAAUCAGAGUAGAUCAAUGUAGUUCUAGGUUUUGCAGGUCUCUGUAGAGCAAGGUUGGAACUCUCUCACUACUCCUUGUUCAUUCUCUUUAUCUUUCUUUUAGUUUAAACCAAGUAACUGUUCAGAGAUGUAACAAAAGAAAAUGUAAAAUUUAGUCAUAAAUGCAAAAAAGAAAAAAAAAAAAAAGAUGAUAUCUUUUGCUUCA
Messenger RNA from Populus euphratica (Euphrates poplar), 762 nucleotides. Its product is annotated as protein EARLY RESPONSIVE TO DEHYDRATION 15-like. The record is from RefSeq and is a predicted model, not a curated record. NCBI's taxonomy places the organism in Eukaryota, Viridiplantae, Streptophyta, Magnoliopsida, Malpighiales, Salicaceae. The transcript has 3 exons. Bases 133 to 534 code for a protein of 133 amino acids.